CAUGCCUGAGCACGGUAUACUUCGAGUCUCGGCUACUGUCGUUCUAUCUCGCUCUUGAACAACCAAUCAUCGUGUGCCUGAAUAUUCCUUUCUCUGUCGCGCUAUCGUGUGUUGCGAGUGUUUUGCGAAGUGACCGUAAGGUGGCGACGCAGUCGGCCCAAGAUGGCCACGCUGGAUCAAUGAAACUGUAAAUGGACCAUGGGGAAGGACCAGGAGCUGCUGGAGGCAGCGAGAAGCGGAAAUGUCACCGUGGUCGAGAAGAUUUUGGGUCAACGAGCGAAGAGGAGUGGUCCACUGGCAAGCCUGCGGCGGGGUCCGGGAGCUAAUGUGCAAGAUGCCAGUGGUUAUUCAGCCCUUCAUCAUGCAGCUUUGAACGGACACAAGGAGGUGGUAAAGUUAUUGCUCCAAUAUGAGGCUUCCACUAACGUCGUCGACGCUAAAGGCUCUUCUCCGCUUCAUUUGGCAGCUUGGGCGGGCGACGCUGAAAUCGUGCGGUUAAUUCUUACCCAAGGACCCUCCGUACCUAAAGUGAAUCUUACGACGAAGGACAACGAAACAGCGUUGCACUGUGCGGCACAGUAUGGGCACACGGAAGUGGUGGCACAGCUGCUGCAAUACGGAUGCGACCCCAGCAUCCGCAACAGCCGGGGAGAAUCCGCGCUGGAUCUCGCCGCACAAUAUGGCAGGUUGGAAACCGUGCAUUUGCUCGUUAGCACGUAUCCAGAACUGAUCGUGCCCCUCCGGAAUUCUUCCUCGUCGGUGAUUUUUCCUCACACACCGCUGCAUCUGGCUUCGCGAAAUGGUCACAGAGCUGUGGUGGAGGUGUUGCUGGCGGCGGGCGUCGACGUGAACACGAGGACGUCCGCGGGAACCGCGAUGCACGAGGCGGCACUCUGCGGCAAGAUGGAAGUGGUGCGGGCACUCCUGGACAGAGGGGUCGACCUGGGCAUCCGGGACUCGCGACAGAACACGGUGCUCGAUCUUCUGGGACAGUUCCCGCCGCACGUCACUCAGGACAUCACCGCCGUGAUAAAAAGGCACAGAUCUUCCUCUGGCGUGGAGAGCGAUGCCGACAGCGAGAACUUGCCACCGAUUCCGGUCCAAGGGAACGAUUCAUUGGGCAGCCCUUACGAGAACGUUCGCCCAGGGGAUGAUCUCUCCCCGGCGGAAGGGACAUCGCCCACUCAAUGGCAGUUCUAUCACAAGCCUCGGGACGAUGAUCGCCGUGUUUCCGGCACUUCCGUUAUGUCUUUUGAAGACGAGCAGAAUGGGGGACCGACAGUGAACGGUGUACGGAGGACCCUCCAGCAGACAGAGGACUCCGACCCCAGUUCAGUCUUCGACAGCGUCUUUAUGUCUAUGUCCGACACUCUGAACUCGAUAAAUACACUCGAAAGUUCCGAUCAGACUCCCGACGACAAACCACAAAACACUACCACCGACAGAAUACCAUUAACACAGCGCGAUACCACACGGGGUUCCGACAGCGGAUUGUACCAAACGCCACCGGUACCUCGUGGAACAAUGGAGGGUAGCUUCGUGUCGGAGGAUCUGUCCUUGACAUUACCCACGGGAUACGGGGGUGGCAGGGAGUCGGACCAAUUGAGCGUUUCCUCGUCCUCGAGCGUCGGUGGACCGAGCCCGCGGGACCGGCGUUGUUUGCCCAACGAUUCCAGCGCCGCCGGGAUUUACUUGCCAAUGGCACCCUUGUCCAGUUCUCUCCACAGCCCCGCCUCCAACAGUAAAGUCUCGCCAACACCACCAAAAAAACCACCGAGGCGCAACUUGUCUGUCUCACCAACGCAUCUACAGACCCAAAUGUCCUUAUCAGCGGAUUGCACUUUGGGCCCUAGCAAUUACGAAUAUCUGUUCAUGGCGCGCAGCGGCGCUCGUAGUCACAUUGACUUGGAACAGUUGCAGAAACGUCGUGAACAAUUGCGUCACGUAACCAGAAGUGUGGACCAAUAUGUAGAGAUGAAGUCUCGCGUGCCGGAUGGCGAGGAAAGACGUGAAACCAAUGUGGAACCAGUCGCCAUCACUUCCAUCUACGAGAACAGACCGAUCAAGACGUUGAAUCCUCGACGAAAAUUACGUAGACACGCGUUUGAGAAUUACGAGCAGGAGAGUAGCCCAUGCGUGGACAAAUCACCGUGCAGCGAGACCGAUUCAUUCGUCCAGGAACCAGUAUUCGUGUCAAACGCGUUCCUGACACUCAAAUCUUCCCAGGAGAGUCUUUUGGACGAUAAACGCGAUGCCAUUGACGAGCAUUCUACACCGGAUGGCCGCGAGGCGACUGACAAACGCUUGAAACGAGUACAAAUGAUGCUGCCCACCAGUCCCACACACUAUGCUCAACCUCCGACGCCUGAUCAUCCACCACCUUCUGCUAUGCAAGCUGAGAAAUCUAUUCAUGAAAGGAUUCGUCCUUUGAGUCAGGUAUACAAACGGCGGUCACGCGACAUGGAAACGGAAACCGACGAGGAUUUAUUGCAGUUUCCGGCCAGCGGCUCUCUGGACGCCAGCAGUGGAUCGUUAUCGAGCGUGUCUCUGUCCGACAAGAGCAUGUCAACGGACAACGUGGAGGAAUACUUCGGGGAUGUGCCGUUCGCAGGUUUGUUGAAAGGGUCUGUGACGGCUGAGCGACCGCGCACCCUGCGCCGGCUGCGUAACGUUUACGGGCCAUCCGCAUGCGGAAUGGGAACCGGAGGUGAUGGGGGCGGAGGCGGAGAACGUCUCGAAGACGGAGAGGUGUCGUUCAGAUUGUCGGAUCGCGAUCGUGAAAGGGACGAGAAGUCCCUCAGCAUAAUGAGCCCUUUCGACGAGCAGGAGGAGUGGGCCAAGAUUUCAGAGAUCAUGGCGUCGAUCGGCACGGGCCUCGUCAGGGAGUCGGUCUUCGUCACCGAGCUGGAGAAGGAGUUCCAGACGAGACUAGGCUUGAGCUCGGACACUAGUAGCAGCCCUAUUGUCUCCACUUCCGUUGGUCAAUGGCUGUCGACGCUGGGACUGGCCGAUUACGAGACCCUCUUCAUCAACUAUGGAUUCGACGACCUGGAUUUCAUAAACGGGGUUUUGGACGAGGCCGAUCUGAAAGAUAUGGAGAUCACGAGCGAUCAAGAGCGGGCCGUGAUAAUGGACGCGGUCGGUUUGUUGAACAAACGCUUGGACAAACGAUCCAACGUUCAAUCGGUGGACGAGUGGUUGAAGAGCAUUCAUUUGGAAAAUUACGCGGAAACCUUCAAAAAGCAUUUGUACACGGAUAUGGAGCGCGUGAGGUGCGUGUGGGAGGUCGAAUUGGCGACCGUGCUCGAGAUCCAGAAGCCAGCGCACCGUAAGAGGAUCCUCGCGUCUGUCAGUGGAUCGAGCGCGCGUGCGCAGAAUCGUAACUGCGCCGGGCCCAACUUGGAGGAUCUCAAUAAGGAUUUGAACACGUUGAAGUCGAACAUACAGCAGCUGAAGGAGGAGAUACGGGAGAAGCUGCCGGAAACAACGACGGAGGGUAAUGGCGGUACGUCGAUAACCGGAACGAAUUCGACCGGCACGAGCACAUUAAGGCAUCGCAAAAACAGGCCGGCUCCGCAGCCACCCCAACGACCCAGUUCGCAUAAUGGGGCGAUCUCGGCACCGGAACAACUCGAGAUCAGGGCACCGUCAGAGCUGCUCCUCGGUGUCCCGUCCACCCUCAAGACGCAAUGGAGGCACCAGCCAAAAGCUCUAGUCACCGGCUGCGUCACGUACGUCGCCAACUAUCUGGGUUCCACUGUGGUGAAGGAGUUACGCGGUACUGAGUCGACAAAGAAAUCGAUACAAAAGCUGAAGAAAACUUGCCGCGAACCUAGAGUCACCCCUGACAUCACUUUGGCGAUUUCUUAUCGUGGCGUUCGAUUCCUCAACACAGUGACUAAUGAGCCGAUUUGCGAGCACGAAAUUCGCAACAUUCACUGCGCCUGUCAGGAUGCCGACGAUCUCACGCAUUUCGCAUAUAUUACCAAGGACCACGCCAGCCGUACGCAUUUCUGCCAUGUAUUUUGCGUACCAACAAUGGACCAAGCAACGGAGGUGAUCCUAACCUUAGGCCAGGCGUUUGAAGUAGCUUAUCAGAUGGCGUUGCGGGACAAACUUGGCAAUCAUACAGUACGAUCGCAAUCGGCUAACCAACUCACAACAUUUUCAAAAUCAACUGUAUCCACUAAGAUACCAAUUUCGCCAGAUUCCGCGCUCGAUACUGGUCGUGAAAUACUUGAUCAAUCUGCAACCCCUAUUCUUAACGUGAACUCGAUGAACCCAAAGCCGAAACCUCGUUCCAAAUCGUCCAUUCCUAAUCCUGUAAUGCAAUCCACGGCGACCAAUCAAACGCAAGAUGCAAAUUCUAACUCGAGUUCCCUUUCAAGCGGUACUGUGAACUGUAGUUCGAGUUCGAACUCCGCGACUAGUCCUAGUACGAAUUCUGUGAGCAGCUCAAAUUCGAAUACAAGCACUAAUCAGACAGCGAAACCGCUUAUUACGCAUGGUAGGUCCCAUUCGGUGAAUGAUAUUAAAGUGAACGGCAACCAAUUGAAGUUGGCUCCAGCACCAGUUGAUGACAUCGGAAUCGGUGUGAAGGAUAUGAAACCCGGCUCUAGAGCACCCAUCGCUCUGUCUGAAGAAUUGUAAAAAAUCUAUGAUCCAUUGUUUUUUGGAUCUUCAUUGUCGUUUGUUUGAGAAGUUAGGUUUCGAAAACGCUUCGACGAUCUUUGCUUUGAUCGUUGACAAACUCGCGCGAUUAGGCAAGGCUCUUGCUUUUUCUUUGUGAACUUUUAGAGAUUAUGAUAUUGAUAUGAAUAUUGAAGGAAAUCUGACAAGUGCUUGUUUGACAAGUGUACUAUUUGAAAUAUUAGUGCAAUGUUGAAAAUAUCGUGAAACAACUGUUUUUCGGAGAAAAGUUUGGAAAUUCGUAAUUGUGAGGUUAAAAAAAGUAUAUAUCCAAUCGUGCAAAUUGAUCUUCGUAUCAGAACAUCAGUCGAAUUUUUUAUAAAAUAAUAUUAUAAAAUCUAGUUGAGAUUUUAAUGUUGGGAUGAGAAGUCGAAUUGAAUAAUACACGCGAAAUAGGGGAUCGCGCAAAGCAUUUGUGGUUUUUAUCUCUUGAAAUUUUGUAGUACUAUUCUAAACAGACAUAAUUGUGACAGAUUGAAUGGUUAUUUCAUUUUGAAAUAAAUGGUACAGGUUUGAUAACGACUCAGGUAAGUGAAAGACAAAUCCAAUCAUUUUGCCAAAUUCUUGAUCAGCUAUGACACUGUGAUUUUCUACAUCGAGGGCAUUAAUAAAUCGACAAAAGACAAUUAUAUGCUCAUUCUUUACAUAUUAUAUUCAUGUUUGUGCAACGAGAAAAUGAAAAAGAAAAGAUAUUAAUAAUAAUAAAAUAGAAAAACAACGAAGUUUGAAAAUUCCCGUUUCACUAUAUCUCGUUGGACGAACCAUGAUUAUUGUAAACAGUAUUAUUUGAUGAAAAUGACUCUUUAUGAAAUAAGAUUCGAUGUUUUGUCGAUAAGAAAGAGCGUGACUAACAUCACAUUGACGUCUCGCCUAAAGUAAUUUUAAAAUAAUUUAAAAAAAACAAAAAAAAAAAAAAGAAUUAACAAAAUAACACGAUUUUUUUCGAAAGAUUCAAGUUUCCCAUUGCAUAUACAUUUAUAAUUUAAUAUUGCAUUUAAAAUGGCACUUAUAUACAUACGAACAUUCCCAUAAAAGAAUAUACAGGUGAGUUGAUAAAUUUGCGAAUGCUCAAUUUUGAUCGCGUGCAAUCAAUUAAAAAAAAAAAAAAAAAAAUGAAUUGACUGAUGAGAUUUAGAGGCUGAAUCAUUUUUCUUUGAACCGUGGAUGGCUUAAUACCACGAUCGAUUCGUUUUUCCAUAAUAUUAUCAUCCCUCGUUCGAUUCGUUACUGUUUUUUCGACAUCUUUAUCUCCCAAGACUGAUGGUCCUUAUUUCGUUUUAUAUUUUUCACAUGUUCGGCAUUUAUGUAUAUUACAUGUACAUAGACAUACAUAUGUACACAAAAAUUGCACGUAUUGAUUAUUGUAAAAUAAAAAAAAACGAAAAAGAAAAAAAAGGAUCGGACAGAAAAACUUUAAAUUAAUGUGUAUUUAUCAUAUGCUAAUUUGACGAACCUCGCGAUUAGAAAACGAAUAUUAUACUAUGAAACAGUACCAAAUAUUUAUCUAUUUAUAUAUUUAAGUACUCGAUGGGAAUCUUCGAAGAGAAAGAUUUUGUCUUCAAUAUAAGUUGAUUUUUAACGUGACGAUAUUAAAAAAUGAAUAUUAAAAAUAAUUCUAUGGCGUAGCUGAUCGGUUCGAGGCUUAAAUAUUAGGGUUCAUUCUGAAUUGACAAAAUGUGUCAUAAUAGAAUAUUAUUACUAACUAAACAUAUAGUAUUUUUUUUUCUGGUAACUUUGUUAUGGAGCAGGCCUAAAAGACCUUGUAUGUAGUUGUUGAAUCAUAGUAAUAAAUGAGAGCAUGUAUUCGCCAAUCACGAACCGUUUCGAAAAAUGGGGAAAAUAACAUGCGCGAGCUCAAGAAACUCGUCAAGAUGUCGGUUGAGCAAUGGCGUCCUGGAGUGUACACAACGCGUAGAUUUCGUAGUGAAACCAAAGAUUGCAUUGUAUAUAAAGAAGGCGAUAUUAAUCUCGAUAUUAACGUGGAAAGCAGGGGGAAGAUGGAAUGAAGAAUCCAUUUCGAAAGUGAUACAGGAGUGAGAGAUAUUAGGACGAGUGGAACAUGAGAAACUGCCAAAUAACACACCACCAUUACCAAGUACGCACACUUUGUAUUUAUCACAUUUAAAAUUAUAGAUAGCGCUAUUCAUACGUAUAUAUAAAAUUAAGUGUUAAAAUGUUGCGGCAGAGACGAAAUUCGUGAACGAUAUGAUACAGUCAUUUUGAAAUAUGGUUCGUCGUAUAUAAUCCAUACUUCGUGAGUUCGUAUUUGCGAAUUAUAGUGCAGCUAUGUAGGAUUGUAGAAAUUCAAAGUAGAGCAUGCUUCCUCGAUGUGUGUCGAUAAAUUCGAGAGAAUGGCGGAAAGAAUCGAGAAGUGUUCGGAUCGAUAUAGAAUCGAUUAAAGGGGUUAUUCGUGUUGGCUUUGAUGUUUCGUAAUGGCAUUGGGUUUUCGAAAAGCGUGUUCGACUAAAAUGAAAAGUGAGUUCCAUAGAAGAUUGAUCUAUUUGGUUAUGUGUCUGGGGAAAAAGUAUACGUAUAAUAUAUCGGAAAAGAGAAAAAGAUAUUAAAAGAUUCGAUAUUGAUUGGUAACGAGGAUUAUUAACGAUGGUGUAUUGCGUAGUAUCAAAUAAAUUACGAUAAAUUAGUAGUAAAAUUUGAAAACGUAGUACUACGUACUAGAAUAUAGUUGUGACAAAAUUUUGAUGCUGCGUAGUUUGUAGUCGAUAGUGUGUGUCUUUUUUCGACCAAGUUUCGACGUUUAUGGUUAUGAAACGUACUACUACGUAUUUCGAACAUUUUGAGAAAGAUAUAUAUUUGAAGAAAAGCGUAUUAAAAUGUCCUUUCGUAGAUUUAUACUUUCGUAAGAUUUUUUCUUGCUUUUUAUUCUAUACAAAUUGCGUAGAGUGGUUCGUGUAAAGUAAUAUAGAGAAUUAUAUUUUAAGAUAUUUUACAUGGAAUUUUUUCUUUUUAAUCUAUAAUAUAAAGAAACUAAAGUGGCUCUUGUAAAAUUUUGCAUACACAAGUAGUCGUACUUCACUAUGCAUGCUCAAACGUUCGAUAUCGUAUUUGCCAAUGACAAGUGUUCUAAAACAUUUUAUUAUAUACAUUUACAUAACAUAACAUAAAUAAUUAACAUAAUAACCAACGAAAAACAUUAAUUCAUUGCUUGUUUUACUUUAUACGAAUCACUUCAUACUUCA
Molecule: messenger RNA, 7886 nt
Organism: Apis florea (little honeybee)
Lineage: Eukaryota; Metazoa; Arthropoda; Insecta; Hymenoptera; Apidae
Product: ankyrin repeat and SAM domain-containing protein 1A
Cellular component (GO): cytosol
Molecular function (GO): protein binding
Source: RefSeq, a predicted model, not a curated record